AUGGCUGGCAAACCCUGGCGAUCGAAGCCCGCAUUGCACACGACGAGCCUCGCCUAUAUAGCGGUACAAGUGGCUUUCUUGUCAUUUCUAUGCAGUUAUUACGAUGUUGGAUUGGCCAAUUUGACUCGAUGGACUCUCGAUCACACCCUUCGUGCUUUCCCGUGGUUUUUAACUAACUUUAGUAUUAUUUCAAUCGUAUUGAUUCUUGUCGAUAUUCAGAGUAUUGUUGCUGAGGUACAGUUUGGUGAUGAGAUGCAAGUUUUUAAACCCGAGCAGUUGGCAUUGUUCGAUGGUUCGAGACCUUCAAGGCCAGUGUACCUCGCCAUUCUUGGACGUGUGUAUAAUGUCGAUAAGGGCAAGAAACAUUACGGAAAAGACGGAGGUUACCACUUCUUUGCUGGUCGUGAUGCCACACGUGCUUUCGUCAGUGGCGAUUUUACUGAAGCUGGUUUGGUUGACAACAUCGACGGUCUUUCCCACGAAGAUCUUCUUGGGAUUCGUGACUGGGUACUGUUCUAUGAAAAGGAGUACAAGUUGGUAGGCGUUCUAGUUGGAAAGUAUUACGAUAUCAACGGAAAUCCAACUAACGACUUGCGUGAUGUCUUAGGUAGAAUGCAAACGGCGAUUGAAUGGAAAGAAUCCAGAGCGGCAGAAGCUGAGGUUUUUCCACCGUGUAAUAGCGAAUGGCACCAUAACAGUGGUGGACGUGUUUGGUGUUCAAUGAAAAGUGGUGGAAUACAGCGAGAUUGGGCUGGAGUGCCAAGGUUGUUGUACGAUCCGAACACUAAGCAACAACGUUGUGCGUGCGUGAAGAAUUUCGGCGUUGGCUUGUCCGGUGUUGGGUCGAAAAGCAGCAAUCGAGGAGAUCUGGAUCAUCCGAAUCUGAAGCAGUAUCCCAAUUGUUCGCCCACAUCUAAUAGUUGUAGACUUGAAAAGAAUUAA
Molecule: messenger RNA, 942 nt
Organism: Angiostrongylus costaricensis
Lineage: Eukaryota; Metazoa; Nematoda; Chromadorea; Rhabditida; Metastrongylidae
Source: the annotation of a GenBank genome assembly